GUCCUCUUUUUUCUUUUCUAUGCAGCUCUGUUGCCAAGCAAUUAUCAUAAAGCUGGUUUCACCAACCGAAGCUUUAGAGCUUCGAAGUUCUACCUCAAUGCUGAUCGAUAAAGCAACAAAUUAAGCUUGAGAUUGAGAUCCACCGCUAAUAGAUAAACCCCUGCUGAAGUUUCCUGCUAAGUGCUAACCCUAUAGUUUGCUUAUAUAUCCAGUACUCUCUCUGUCUCUGUCUCUCCACGGAAACUAUUCCAAACAUGGGAAGAAGUAGUCCAUUCCUCAUGUCACUCUUCGCCUUCCUUGUCCCUUUCUCUUCUCUUCCCAUUCAAUCACUCUCUUCCACGGACUCCUUUGUCUUCGUCGGCUGCACUCAGCAGAGAUAUGCUCCAAACUCACCUUACGAGUCCAACAUCAACUCGCUUCUCACCUCCCUGGUUAACUCAGCCACCUACUCGUCCUACAACAACUACACCAUCAUGGGCUCCAGCCCCCAAGACGUGGUUUACGGACUCUACCAAUGCCGGGGGGACCUUUCCAUGCCAGACUGCGCCACCUGCGUCACUCGCUCGGUGAGCCAACUCGGCAUGUUGUGCUCCCAAGCAUGCGGUGGAGCGCUGCAACUUCAGGGAUGCUACGUCAAGUACGAUAACGCCACCUUUCUCGGGGUUGAGGACAAGACCGUGGUCCUGAAGAAAUGCGGACCGUCGAUCGGGUAUGAUACGGACGCCAUGAGCCGUAGAGAUGCCGUGUUGGGGGCGUUGGUGACCACCGGUGGGCCAUAUAGGGUGGGUGGCUCCGGUGAUGUACAGGGUGUGGCGCAGUGCGUCGGGGAUUUAAGUUUGGUAGAGUGUCAGGAUUGUGUAUCGGAGGCGAUCGGGAGGUUGAAAAGCGAUUGCGGCGGGGCAGUCGAGGGUGAUAUGUUCUUGGCCAAGUGUUAUGCAAGAUACCAAACCGGUGCUUCUCACAUGUACUCCAACUCCAAGAAUCACCCUGCAGGCAAAUCUAGCAAUGAUGGUGAGAAGACAUUCGCAAUAAUCGUUGGAUUAUUAGCCGGAGUGGCUCUACUUAUUAUUUUCUUAACGUUCGUAAGAAAGGUGUUAGAAGGACCUGGAGGUAAAUAAAAUUAUGUAUUCGUGGAAGUUAUUGGGCACAUGAGUCCCAACUUCAAGUUCCUCAAGUGAUUUGCUUUUGGACCUUGGUGGCUCUUCGAUCUGCGUCCUUUAAAAAAAAAAUAAAAAAUCAAAGAUGUUUCGUUCUUUUCUUGAUCUCUCCCCUCCUUUUCUUUGGAUUUACUUCAUGAUAUUUCUUGCCCAGCGAGGGAUCGGAGGAUGAAAAGUUGUGUAAUGAGUCAAAUAGCCAAAAAACAAAGUUGUAAAAAAGUGGGUAUAAAAGGAGGCUAAGAUUCCACUCUUUUUUUUCCACUUGACAAAGUUGUUUUGUCUAAUACGAAAAAUAGCAUGUUCUUUA
This is a messenger RNA of Carya illinoinensis, 1464 nucleotides long. RefSeq names its product plasmodesmata-located protein 7. The record is from RefSeq and is a predicted model, not a curated record. The transcript has 3 exons. Gene Ontology annotation, cellular component: plasmodesma. Bases 255 to 1118 code for a protein of 287 amino acids. NCBI's taxonomy places the organism in Eukaryota, Viridiplantae, Streptophyta, Magnoliopsida, Fagales, Juglandaceae.